This is a messenger RNA of Aspergillus candidus, 1785 nucleotides long. RefSeq lists its product as uncharacterized. The transcript has a single exon. The record is from RefSeq and is a predicted model, not a curated record. Bases 1 to 1785 code for a protein of 594 amino acids. Lineage: Eukaryota; Fungi; Ascomycota; Eurotiomycetes; Eurotiales; Aspergillaceae.
AUGUAUCCCUGGAACACCACCCUCCCCCCGCCGCCCUCCGCGACCGGCCGACUCCAAUUUCCCGCCUCCACCUCCACCUCCUCACCCGCGCACACCUCCCACCAGAUGUCGUCGAUGCAAUGGCGGCCGUCGAUGACGUCGCGCUCCUCUACACAAGGACCCCUCGCCGGGCUACAUAUGAACCAAGGUUCGGCGACGGGGUCCUCCCCUACCCCCGGGUCCACCGCUUCUCCGUUUCGCCCUAUGUCGCUGUCGCGUCCGCGCUCUAAUCACGAGAUGCCGCCUGUAUCAGUGGUCAUCGAGUCGCGUGCCCAGCCGCGCAUCGACGGCUUAGAUAGCUCGGACAGUGAGCGGUCGGUGGAUGGGAUCGGCACGCGGGGCGCGACGACGUCCGGACUAGCCCGCACGGGUGAUAACCGCGAGGGGAACAAGAACCGACGGGAUCAGACAGACAGAGACGCACCCGAUGACGACGCAGUCAUGAUCGUGGACGAAGGGCCAAACGAAAGCGGGAUGGGCCGAGCCGAGUCAAGCAGCACGGCCGCGACAAACACCAACACCAACAACACCACCAACAACAACAACACGCACGGCCAUCCGAACAGCAACCGCCGACACGGCAAGCGCCUCACCACCCUAGAAGAAGUAUCCCUAUUCGACAUCUGCAACCGCCACGCCGCAGACUUCGGCCACCGCAGCAGCCUCUGCAAGUGGUGGAUGACAGUGACGGAGGAAUUCACCCGCGACCAGGGCCACCCAUACUCAUGGCACAGCGUCCGCCGCAAGGUCGAGAUCGUCACCAAGCAGCGCCAGAAGUUCCUCGAGGAGUCGCGCCAGCAGCGCGAGCCACCCGUUGACAGCGCGAACCCGCGCUGGCGCGUCGCCGUCGACGCUUGGAUCCCUACCUGGCAGCGCUGGGAGGAGGCCGAGGCCCGCCGCAUUGAGAAGCGCGAUAUGCGUCGCCCGCGCAAGCGCAAGUACUGGGAGGCGUCGUCGCCUUGGGAUGUCAUCUCGACGAUGUCUUGCGAUGGGGGGUGGAAGGCUCCGCCGGCGCCGGCGCCGGUGCCGUCGCUACCGGCAUCGGGGAGCGGAGAGUCUCCGUCGAGUACGGCGCCAGCAGCAGCAGCAGCAGCAGCACCACCACCACCACCCGCAGGGGAUGUCAGCGGUAGUCGGAGCCAGCAGGACGGGUUUACGUCUACGUCUACGUCUACGUCUACGCCUGUGCCUGCGCCUAUUUCCACGCCAACGGCGGUGCGCCUUCCCCCAGGCUUCGACACCAUGUUCCAGGGGAACUCGCCCGCGACGCCCAUCCACCACACCCCGACAGCACAGGCACCGUCCAUGGACGCGGGCGUCAUGUCCGCCAUGCUCGAGACGCUGGGGAAACUGAAUAAACACCUCGACGCAGCAGCCAGCACGACCCCGACAGAAGUUCCCCGUGCACCACAAUUACCAGUACCAUUGCAGUUACCACCAUCCUCCGCCUCCUCCGCGGCCUCUAUAUCAUCAGCUCCGUCCUCGGAGCGAGAAAACCUCUCCCCUCGUCCCAGCAUCCAAGACAAUAAUCACAGCAAUGCCAAUACCAACACCAACAAAACCAACUCCCCCGGCAAUCUCUCCACAGCAGCAAUAACGCAACUCAAAAACGAACUCCGACUCGAAAUGCGCGACGAGAUCCACCGCGAGCUGGAGAAAGAUCGCGCGGCGCUGGAGGAGAAGCUGGAUGCCGUGCAGCGGACGCAGGAUAUGAUUCUGGAGAUGUUGAGGCAGGAGCCUGCUUGA